AUGGACGCCCAAGUUGGAGAGAGCCUCCAUGAGUCUCUCCCUUUAACCGCGUCUACCGAACGAGACUCCAUGAUAGCACGAGACCCAGCUCCCGAGACCCCCAAGAUGGCUCACGAUUCUUUGGUAACCGUCCGUCUCUCUGAACCGGAUCCUAUAGUCCUCGAUUCUCCCAUAGCCAACUCGGUCACCGAUACAGAUCAGACAACACCGACAAAAGACCCGGUCGACGACGACCUCGUUGAGAUUCCUGUAUCCCCUUUAUCACCCAAACCUAGCCUGCUGGAGGACGAUAAGGACAAGAGUCUGGAAGACGAGUCAAAAACUCUAACCAAGGAAGAGACCGUCGAUACAGGAGCCCUGCGCAUAUCAAUAGCAAACAUGCCGCCGCCGAUCCUUACAACACGGACGUUACAAGAGGAGCUAGCAGAUGACGAUAACUCAUCAGAUGACCAAGAUGAGGUGAACUGGGAGAAGCUCGAACGAAAGGAAGACGAACAAACCAAGGACGAAGAAACAGACAACUCCACGGCGUUGUUAUUGGCCCGGCUUGAACAGGAGAACGCAAAGUUGGCUACGAACCCGAAAAGCGUCAAAGUCCAAGGCGUCGAUCGCGCAACUGCUGAACGUAGUGCAGUCAGCAGACCUCGCCCACCUUCGAUGGCACAGCUUCGUCAAAUGGUUCAAGGACCAACGCCGCCUGCUCUACGAUACUCGAUGCUACCCCCACCUCCCAUGACGGACCUUGAGUUCUACGCUGCCCUCGUCAAAGAUUACCAACAGACCGCUGCACGGCUCCCGACUCUUCUCUCAAAUAAGAUUCGUAAAGGUAUCCCGCCGCCGCUGCGUGGCGUGGUCUGGCAAAGUAUGUCUGGAGCUCGGGAUGCCAUGUUGGAAGACCAGUUUGAUCGGUUUCUCGGCGAGACCAGUCCUUACGAAGUCAUAAUCGGCAAAGACUUGGGCAGAAGUUUCCCAGGGGUGGACAUGUUCCGCGAUCCAGAAGGUGACGGACAACGUAUGCUAGGUCGCGUUCUCAAAUGCUUCAGUCUCUACGACACCAAGAUUGGCUAUUGUCAGGGGCUGGCCUUUCUGGUCGGCCCAUUGCUGAUGCAUAUGCCCGACAAACAGGCAUUCUGUGUUUUGGUUCGCCUCAUGGAGCAGUACGACCUAAGGGCGUGCUUCCUCCCUGAUCUCUCAGGUCUCCACGUACGCAUUUUCCAAUUCAAGGAGUUGCUACGCCAAAGCCUCCCGGUUCUGUCGAAUCAUCUUGAUGAACUCCAAGUCGACCCUGCCUAUGUCUCUCAAUGGUUUCUCAGCUUUUUCGCCGUGACUUGUCCCUUGCCGAUGUUGUUUCGCAUAUACGAUGUGAUAUUCGCCGAGGGCGCCUCAGAGACAUUGAUGAGAGUCGCGCUAUCCCUAAUGAGGAAGAACGAGGCACGCCUAUUGGCUUGCACCGAGAUGGAAGACGUGAUGCAGCUUCUUUUAUCUCGUGGCCUUUGGGAUUGCUACCAUUACAACGCCGAUGAAUUUGUCCAGGACUUUGUCGGGUUGUCAGGUGCUGUCACCGCCGAAAAUAUGCAGCAGCUCGAACAAAGCUAUCGAGACUCCAAAGCAGCAGCUACCAACCCUGUAAGAGGGUCCGAGAUCACCAACGCAGCUAGUCGUUUCCUGGGUCGCAUAUGGGCUUCAUCAAACAACAAGUCCUCAAACCUUAGCCCUGGUACUAGCGCACCCGCACGACCCUCAAGUAUACUGCGACGCACUGCAUCAAAGCAGAGCCUCGCGUCAACAUUAAAUUCAAUGGAGGCCAGCUCAGCAAGCGUAACAAGUUCGACUUCGACAGAUGCUACUACCAUGUCUAGAGAUUCUUCCAACACCGAAGACAGACGCGAUUCCACGCCAGUCGGCAACAAGACAAUAACCAUCCACAAGAACACAGACGAACGAAACCUGCAUAGUCAGAUCGAAGAUCUCUUGACUGCUCUGAGCGAGCUACAGCGCAACCACUCGUUGCUAUCGAACCAGCUACAGCGAGAACGCGAAGACCGACAGGAGGAUCAGAAAGCGGUCCAGUCCCUCCUGAACGGAUUGAGACAGAAGGCAGACUCGACGUCGUCUCGAUCGAGUAGCCCGCAGGUCACCGUAUCGCCCGACAAGGAGGAUAGCCCAGAUGACGAAGAGGACGAAUCUACAACACCAAGCCCCAAGGAAACCGUCGAGUCCAGUGAAGACGAAUCUCCAAAAGAAGGGCCCAAACCGGCCGAAGAUCUGGAGAGCUUACUCAAAAAUGUCGAACAGCGGUUCCAGGUCGAUGAAGACAAGCGUCGGUCAUCGUCGCUUGUUUCAAAAUCACAACUGCAGGACGAGUUAAACCACGCCAAGAACCAGCUCACUGCUGCCCUUUCGCAAUCACAAGAGUACAAACGUCAGAUCUUGGAUCUAAACCACGAGAUGUCGGGCGUGAAGGAGCAAUUGCGGGAGAGCCAUGCACAUGUUAGAUCGCUUCACCAGGACAAGCAAAGACUCGAAAAGCAGAUACACGGGUUGAAGUCUAGAGUAUCGUCAGCCAGCUCAGCGCACGAGACAACUAAGGAAUUCGAGGUGGACAGAAGCAGCAAGACUGGAGGCGGCCUUCGAGAGUUCAAGCUCAAUCGCAGCAAGACCACACCCCCGCAGCCCCAUCCUUUUCGACAUCAGCACCAGCACCAGUACGAGCAUGAACCAGAAGUCACGAGCAAGUUCAACAAGCGACUGUCAUCUUUACCUCGAGGUCAUGAAACAAGCGUGCCAACGGUGACCACGACAGGUCCAGCGCCGUCUCAGAGUGAGCAUGAGUCAUUGCUUGCUGAGCUGGUACAGGCCAAAACGGCAGAGGCAGUAGCCAAACAAGAAGCUGAGGAAGCUCGGCAGAAGCUGGAGUCGAUACGGAAAUCACAUGGUUUGAGCCGAUCGGUAUCAGGCCAUAGUUCGUCGGCGUCGCAAUCCGGUCCUGGGGGAGUCUUUGGAUUACUCACUGGUCAUGGGGCUCCCGCCGUGAACGAUGUUGCAAUGAAGCCCGCAUCUGCAAAUGCUGGGUCCCCGGGAUCAGGAGGAAGUUUCUGGGGCUGGCGAAGGUAA
Molecule: messenger RNA, 3114 nt
Organism: Fusarium pseudograminearum CS3096
Lineage: Eukaryota; Fungi; Ascomycota; Sordariomycetes; Hypocreales; Nectriaceae
Exons: 3
Coding region: 1-3114 (1037 amino acids)
Source: RefSeq, a predicted model, not a curated record